GGGCUUGUGUUCUGACCUUCCUGGGAGUGCCGGAGUGCUUAUCCAUGUCCACUAUGUUUCCAUGCAUGUGCAUCUCCCCUCACAGAGCACCUCCUGUGUGCCAGGUGCACACGUGUGAGCUCUGCCCCUCUGCACCCUUGCUUGAGAUGCCAGACCCUGUGUGAAUGUGUGGGUGAGCUGCACCCCUGCGCUGGGGUGCUUGGUGCCUGCCUGUAGACUAGUGAUGGGUGCCUGCAAGCGUGUGCACGCGUCGCCUCUCGCUGUGGAUACGUACACGGACUGUGUGUACAUUGUGUACGUACUGUGUGUUCAUUGUGAACGUAUGAGUUUCGGCACUAAACACACUUAUUAGUUUGUUCUUGUGCAUCCCAGCCCUGGUACACAUCUAGGCAUGUGUGCACAGUAUCCAUGAGUACACACGUCUGCGUGUGUGCUGUGCCACUGCAUGCAAGUACGCUUGAUUGCACAUGAGCAUGUCUACAGUGCCUCUGUGGUCGUGUGCGCGCGCGUGUGUGCUGGGUCUCUGGGGGCAUGCCGGCAAGAGGACCCAUGUGUGGGUGCUCCUGUGGGCCUUAGCAUCACUGCUCCCACCUCUGAAUCCCUAGGGCCAGCCCCUUACACAACUGCCUCACAAGGGAGUCAGCAACAAAGGCCUGGGGCAGCUGGGGGUGCGAGGUCAAGAGAGUGGCCCCAGGCCUUGAGCAGAGGGGCUGGGGGCGGUCCUCUUUGUUCUCCCAUCUUCUGCUGCUCACUGAUUGAGGGAGGGGGUGUGAGCAACUCAGACACCCACGAUCCUGGCCCCAGCACUGCCCACUGUCCUCCAGGGCCCCAGCUGGGGGCUUGGUUCUGGCUGAGCCACCCUAUCCUCGCCCUGGACCCUCACUCAGAAGUCUCAUGCUCCUCCUCCUCCUGCGUGGAGGGGUCCAGGCCCCCCUUGCCCUGUCAGAUUGGCAGCGCCAGCACCCGGUUCCCCUCUGGACUUUUCCUCCCACACCAGCCUGCUCCGCCUGUGGCACCCGCAAUGGGGGUGGCGGCUGCCUGGGCUUUGCCAUGCUUCUUCCAGCAGGGAGGGGCUGCCCGGGAAAGUGCCAGCCGGGCCUGGGGUGGAGGCUGAAGAGAUUCACCCAGACCCUGGGCCACAGAAGCUGCACUGGGUGGGUUUUGGGGUUGGGCUCAGAUUUAAGGGGUUUGAGGCUGUCCUGAGGUUCCCCAUCCCCUCACCCUCAGGUGCUGCUGAGGAUGUAACCUGGACUUCCUGGCAGCCAGCCUGGGGCCGGCCCCCGUGGGGCCAGGCUGGAGGAUGUGGUCAGUGAUGUUAGGCCAGGUGGCCCCAGCCUUGAGAAGGGGGACUCUGCCUUUAUGCUCUUGGCCUGGGGAGAGCCCCAGAGCUCCGGGAUGCAUGUGGCUGGGGGGUUCCAGACUCUCCCAGACAGGCCUGUAGCUGCCCGCCCCUUGUUCUUUUGCCCCCUCCCCUGGGUGGGGCUUCAGGCGCUGAGUCACAGCUUGGGUAGGGGAGCCAACCUCUCUUCUCCCCACUCUCCAAACUGCUGAGGAAAUCCUGGAGGGAGGGCAGAAGAGGAGGUGGAGGGCAGAGCUGAGUGGCGUGGGGCCCCCAGGACAGGGGGCUGGCUCUCUGCUGAGCACUCACUUUGCCUCCUUGAGUACAUCUGUCAGCAUCCGGUGCAGCACCUCCUUGCUGGUUUUCAGGGAGCAGCGCCCCCCGCCCCCCUCCAAGGACGGCGUCUCUCCUGCAGGGCUGUUGGAGUGGCUGGGGCUCCGGGGACCGGGGACCGUGUCUCCCUCUGCAGCAUCGUCUCCUGGGGCAACUAUCGACGAGGUGGAAACGGAUGUAGUUGAGAUCGAGGCCAAGCUGGACAAGCUGGUCAAGCUGUGCAGCGGCAUGAUUGAGGCUGGCAAGGCCUACGUUGCAACCAACAGGCUCUUCGUGAGUGGCGUCCGCGACCUGUCCCAGCAGUGCCAGGGCGACACCGCCAUCUCGGAGUGUCUGCAGAGGUUUGGAGACAGCCUGCAGGAGAUGGUCAACUACCACAUGAUCCUGUUUGACCAGGCCCAGAGGUCUGUGCGGCAGCAACUCCACAAUUUCAUCAAAGAGGACGUGCGGAAGUUCAAGGAGACCAAGAAGCAGUUUGACAAAGUGCGAGAGGACAUGGAGCUGUCCCUGGUGAGGAACGCCCAGGCCCCACGGCACCGGCCCCAUGAGGUGGAGGAGGCCACGGGUGCCCUGAGCCUCACCCGGAAGUGCUUCCGCCACCUGGCAUUAGACUAUGUGCUGCAGAUCAACGUCCUCCAAGCCAAGAAGAAGUUUGAGAUCCUGGAUUCUAUGCUGACCUUCAUGCUCGCCCAGCACAGCUUCUUCCAGCAGGGCUACAGCCUGCUGCACCAGCUGGACCCCUACAUGAAGAGGCUGGCCGCCGAGCUGGACCAGCUGGUGAUCGACUCGGCGGUGGAGAAGCGCGAGAUGGAACGCAAGCACGCUGCCAUCCAGCAGCGGGACUUCUCCUAUGAUGAGCCUAAAGCAGAGUUUGACGUGGACGCGCCCAGCGGCGUGGUGAUGGAGGGGUACCUCUUCAAGAGGGCCAGCAACGCCUUCAAGACGUGGAACCGGCGCUGGUUCUCCAUCCAGAACAGCCAGCUGGUCUACCAGAAGAAACUCAAGGACGUGCUGACCGUGGUGGUGGAUGACCUCCGCCUGUGCUCAGUGAAGCCGUGUGAGGACAUUGAGCGGAGGUUCUGCUUUGAGGUCGUGUCACCCACCAAGAGCUGCAUGCUGCAGGCCGACUCCGAGAAGCUACGGCAGGCCUGGGUUCACGCCGUGCAGGCCAGCAUCGCCUCUGCCUACCGGGAGAGCCCAGACAGCUGCUACAGCGAGGUGUGGCCCUCCCAGCACCCUCCACAUGCGUGCACACACCUAUGUGCCACAGGGAGACAGCCCCUGCAGGCUGCAUGCGAGCGUAGGCUGGACCGCACGGCAUCCCCGUCCACAAGCAGCAUCGACUCAGCCACAGACUCUCGGGAGCGCAGCGUCAAGGGCGAGAGCGUGCUGCAGCGCGUGCAGAGCGUGGCUGGCAACAGCCAGUGCAGCGACUGCGGUCAGCUGGACCCCCGCUGGGCCAGCAUCAACCUGGGGGUGCUGCUCUGCAUCGAGUGCUCAGGCAUCCACAGGAGCCUGGGUGUCCACUGCUCCAAGGUGCGGUCCCUGACUCUGGAUUCGUGGGAGCCAGAGCUGCUGAAGCUGAUGUGUGAGCUUGGAAACAGCGCCGUGAACCACAUCUAUGAGGCCCAGUGCGAGGGGCUGGGCAGCAGGAAGCCCACGGCCAGCAGCCCCAGGCAGGACAAGGAGGCCUGGAUCAAGGACAAAUAUGUGGAAAAGAAGUUUCUGCGGAAGCUGCCCUCAGCACCGGCCCGGGAGGCCCCGCGGCGCUGGCGCGCACAGAAGUGCCAGCGCCACCACAGCUCCCCCCGCGCCCCCACUGCCCGCCGCAAGGUCCGGCUGGAGCCCAUCCUGCCCUCCGUGGCUACUCUGUCCUCAGCAGGCGCUGUGGAGCGCAAGUUCCGCAGGGAUUCCCUCUUCUGCCCGGAUGAGCUGGACUCCCUCUUCUCCUACUUUGAUACAGCAGCUGCAGCGGCCGGUCCACGCAGUCUGAGCAGCGACAGCGGCUUAGGGGGCAGCUCUGAUGGCAGUUCGGACGUCCUGGCCUUCAGCACCAGCUCUGUGGUGGACAGCGUCACUGAGGAGGAGCGCGCAGACUCGGAGGAGUCCAGCGGCGAGGCAGAUGGGGAGGCCGAGGCCGAGGCCUGGGGCUUGGCGGAUGUGCGCGAGCUGCACCCUGGACUCCUGGCGCACCGCGCAGCACGCACCCGCGACCUCCCCACACUGGCCGCGGCGCUGGCCCACGGGGCCGAGGUCAACUGGCCCGACACGGAGGACGAGGGCAAGACUCCAUUGGUGCAGGCCGUGCUGGGGGUGAGCGGCGUGGGGCUGCGCAGGGCACAGGGCUCCCUGAUCGUCUGUGAAUUCCUCCUGCAAAAUGGAGCAGACGUGAACCAAAGAGACAGCCGGGGCCGGGCGCCCCUGCACCACGCCACGCUGCUGGGCCACACUGGCCAGGUCUGCCUGUUCCUGAAGCGUGGGGCCGACCAGCACGCCUUGGACCACGAGCAGCGGGACCCGCUGAGCAUUGCGGUCCAGGAGGCGAACGCCGACAUUGUCACGCUGCUCCGUCUGGCGCGCAUGACUGAGGAGAUGCGUGAGGCCGAGGCGCCCCCAGGCCAGCCAGGCCCCCUGGCGGGCAGCAGCCCCACAGAGCUCCAGUACCGCAGGUGCAUCCAGGAGUUCAUCAGCCUCCACCUGGAGGAGAGCUAGGGUGGAGGGGCCGGGCACCUGCAUGACCCCGCUGGGGAUCCCCGCCCGGCCCCGCUCGCCCUGCCUGGCCGCCACGGCCCUGCCCAGAUGACCAUGGGCCCAUUUCCCGAGAGCCGUGAUGUGGGGUGCUCCUGGAGCCCCUGCUGCCUGUCCACCCUCCUCAGAGCUGCCCUGACCCCAGGGCCAGGAGAGGGACCCCAGCACUGAGUCUUUUCAAGCCCCAUGUUUCUCUGGGGAUGGUGCCCUUCACCUCAUGUUUUCAGGUGACCCCUUCCUCGGGAGGCCUAGGUCACUCAUGUCACAAACCACUCUCAAGGCCCCAUGUCACCUUGUGACCCCCUCCCCAGGGCCCAUGUCACUUUGUGCCCCUCCCUGCCCUCAGGGCCUGUGUCACCUUGUGCACCCGCCUUUACUGCCCCAGAACACAGACCUGUUAGCUGGGUCCCUCCUACACCCCCAGAGCCCCUCCACUAGGCAGCGGGGCUGGUGGCUGGCCACCAGGCAAGGGUGGGGGGCCGCCCAUCCAGGGAAUCAACCUGUGUACCUCACUUAGUGACCAGUGUCCAGGCUGGGCUUCUCGGGUGCUGGGUGGGGCUCUGGCCUGGAGCCUUGGCCCUGGCUGGACGCGGGCGUCCGAGGCCGCAUGGCUGGCCACACAGGCCCCUGUCUGGGCAGCCAGACCUGUCCCUGCCUCCUGCAGAGGCACUUGGCCCAGAGCCGGUGCAUAAAGGACUUUGGCACUUUCUACCCGCACAUCCGGUGUUCUUUGUCACCAACUGAGUGGAUUUUCUACCAACCUCGUUCUCUGUCUCACGUCCUUUCUCUGUGGACUCGCAAGGACCACCGUGACCCCGGCUCUGCCUGCUGCAGGGGCGGCCCCUGUAGCCCUGUCCUGCCCCCUUGCCCUGCCCCCUCGCCAGCCUCGCCCCUUGGCGGGGCCCUCAGAUGGGUCCAGGGGUCCCUCAGCUCAGUCCCUAGGGCCCACCGAUGCCUUAUGCGUUCCCCUUUCCUGAAGCCCAAGGGCAGGGCCGGGCCUCUCCCCAACUUGGGCCCUUGGUCAGGCCAAGGCCAGUCGGCUGAUCACUAUGCAAAGGCUGCCCGGGGAGGCUCCAUGUGUGGCAGGGUGAGCACUGGCCGGCGCCCGCUCCCUCGCCUGCUGGCUGUAACUCCUAAAGAGCAGAAUAACUCCUUCUCUCUCCCUGCUUGAGCUCUGCCCCCAGCUCCCACUCUGCUGCCUGCAUCAGGGCCUCACCCCUGGGCCUCGGGUUGGCGGGACUGCCCCUGCUCCAGAUCAUGUUAAUAAACUGCUUGCACCUGCA
Messenger RNA from Diceros bicornis minor, 5703 nucleotides. RefSeq names its product ArfGAP with coiled-coil, ankyrin repeat and PH domains 3 (gene ACAP3). The record is from RefSeq and is a predicted model, not a curated record. Gene Ontology annotation, cellular component: cytoplasm. Bases 1901 to 4384 code for a protein of 827 amino acids. Gene Ontology annotation, molecular function: GTPase activator activity; protein binding. NCBI's taxonomy places the organism in Eukaryota, Metazoa, Chordata, Mammalia, Perissodactyla, Rhinocerotidae. The transcript has 23 exons.